This is a messenger RNA of Triticum turgidum subsp. durum (durum wheat), 405 nucleotides long. Lineage: Eukaryota; Viridiplantae; Streptophyta; Magnoliopsida; Poales; Poaceae. The record is from the annotation of a GenBank genome assembly.
AUGGUCUUCGUCUGGCUCGCCGCCUUCUUCCUCGUCGUCACGCUCAUCGUGCUCGUCAUCUUCCAGUUGAUGUGCUUGGCAGAUCUGGAGUUCGAUUAUAUCAACCCGUUUGAUUCAUCCUCUCGAAUCAAUAAAGUGGUUAUGCCAGAAUUUAUAGUGCAAGCACUUCUAAGUGCAUUAUUCCUCUUAUCUGGGCACUGGGCGAUGUUUCUGCUUUCUGCCCCAAUGGUGUACUAUAAUUAUACAUUGUACGAGCGGCGGCAGCAUCUUGUAGAUGUGACAGAGAUAUUUAACCAUCUUUCACGGGAGAAGAAGCGCCGUCUUUUUAAGAUAGCUGCUCUUAUCGUCCUCCUAUUCUUGUCCUUGUUCUGGAUGAUUUGGAGUGUACUGGAGGAGCACGAGUAG